Molecule: messenger RNA, 1268 nt
Organism: Salvia miltiorrhiza (redroot sage)
Lineage: Eukaryota; Viridiplantae; Streptophyta; Magnoliopsida; Lamiales; Lamiaceae
Product: actin-related protein 2/3 complex subunit 5A-like
Exons: 4
Coding region: 153-548 (131 amino acids)
Biological process (GO): Arp2/3 complex-mediated actin nucleation; regulation of actin filament polymerization
Cellular component (GO): cytoplasm; Arp2/3 protein complex; actin cytoskeleton
Molecular function (GO): actin filament binding
Source: RefSeq, a predicted model, not a curated record
UAACACCCACGCGUUACCUCAUCUUCAAAAUUUGAAGCAAAAUAAAAUAAAAAUCAUUUAAUAAAAUGGCAGAAUUUAUGAUUUAGCGAUUUUCAGCUGGCCAAAAAUCAAAUCCCUAAAGCAGCACCUGAAGAAAUCUUCGGAUCAAGAAAAUGGCAGAAUUUGUGGAAGCAGAUGAUGCGGAAGCCAUAGUCAUCCGAAUCGAGCAAAAAUCCCGCAAGAUCGAAAACUUACUCAAACAGUAUAAACCAGUGGAAGCUCUGAAGACAGCUCUCGAAGGAUCGCCACCCGCGAUCAAAGACGAGCGUUGCAAGUCUGCGAACUGGAUUGUGGUACAUAGGGCGAUCAUGGCGAUAAAAGAUGUCGAUAGUUUGUUCUCGGCUCUCGACCCUGAGUACUACGAUGUUUUGAUGAAAAAAGUUAUUGAGCUAGUUGAGAGGGAGAAGCACACACAAGGCAAUCAAGUUGGAACCAGUGAAGCAUUUUAUAGUAUGUGUUACAGAUCCUUCACACGAAAAAUUAUCAACAAAAUUGGAAGACUUACGUAACAGGCUUAACUUGGACAACUGAUGCAUUUCAUUAUGUCCGAGAACAAUUAGUAACUGUAUUUUAUGAUUCUUAUAGAAAAGUUCCACCCCAGUUGUAUCUGCUAUAUAUUCAGUUUACAGAAAAGUUUUGGGACUUCUUAGCAUUGUACUCACUGUUAGGCAGGCUCCAGAUUGAUUAAAAGUAUUUUUAUCUCACACUUUGAACAAGGUUUGUCGUAUAGCAUUGUAGAUGAUACUGUGAAAACUCUCACAAUAAUCAGUUAUGAAGAAAACUACCAGCUUAGAGGGUAUUUCGCUGUUUGCUUGGGAACUGAAAAACACAUUUUGAUGCUAGUGCAAAGAUGUGUUGGUUUGACAGUUGCAGGAAAAAAUCUCUAAAGCAUUGUGCUGUUGGGACGACAUAUUUACCUUCUUAUUUUAAAGUUAUUUCUAAAACAAUUUAGUGUGUACCUUUAGAACACAAUCAAUGGAGACAUACCUUUGGAUGUGUGGGUGAAGAAGACUUCAACCACUAGGUUGUGAUUAGAUACAUGGCUGCAUAAAAGGAGCUUAGUUUUUAGCCUCUUGUUUUUUCUGGACUCUCCUGAAUCAGGGUGCAUCUAUCGAAUUAGUAAUAGUAGUUAUCGAUGAUACUGAUGUGAACAUCGAUACAGUUGUGUUCUCUGUCCUUGAACAUUGCCCUACGACGAGUCAUUGGAUCAUUACUUGGAUGAGAGGAUG